Penicillium diatomitis is the source of this 258-nucleotide messenger RNA. RefSeq lists its product as uncharacterized. Lineage: Eukaryota; Fungi; Ascomycota; Eurotiomycetes; Eurotiales; Aspergillaceae. The record is from RefSeq and is a predicted model, not a curated record. The transcript has 2 exons. The coding region runs from base 1 to 258 and encodes 85 amino acids.
AUGUGCACCAGAAGCCCAGUGCGUGGUGAGAUGACCCGACGCAGCAAGAACCUCGAGCCUUCCGCACCGCACCCUCCAUACUCAUAUCCACUGACCGUCAUCGACGAGAGUAUCUCUGAUCAAUGUACUAAGUUGGACGAUCUGACCAGGCUGCGGCUGAUCUUUAAGCAGCAACAUCACGGCAAGCACUCGGGUUCCGCAGAACCUUCAAAGGCUCCCCAGGCUGAGCGUCGCCCGCUUCGCGCGGCUUCGCGCUGA